AUGAGCUUCUGCCUAACCACUUGCAAAAAGAACGUUGCACUUGAGUGGCACCAGGACCAAAUCAUCAUUCAAAUGAACUGGACACUCAUGGAGAAUAUGUGUGGUAGUAUUAAAGAAUGUUGGGGUUCUGGUAGAGAUGAUUUGAAUGUACCAGUUAACCUUCCGCAGAUUUGCCCACUUCAGUUGCAGCUAGGGGACAAACUGUUGCUCGUCCCGGAUGAGACACUGAUGUCAUAUGGUGUCAGGCUUCUCAACGUGUCUAAGGACAAUUUUGAGAGUUGUUCUGCGAGCGGGCUCGCAAAAGACCAGUUGAUUUUCCCUCAACACAUAAAUAGAAGUGAAGAAGUGGAUAGCAAGUGGCUCAAGCCGGGUCACCGCUACUUCAUUGGUCUGCAUGACGAUGAUACCCAGCUGUGUAAGCACGGCUUGAGGCUCAACGUGUUGGUCAAGACGCAACUUUGCCAAGCCUCCCCUCUUCUUCCACUUUGUUCUGGAAAGGGUAUUUGUCAAACGGACAAUUUGGAAGACACAUACUCGUGCCGAUGUCAUCGCCACUACUCCGGGAGGUUUUGUGAAAAAUUUGACCCUUGUUUGGAUAAUCCUUGUAAAAACAAAGGAGUGUGUUUGAGCAACGGAUCUGCAGAACUGAACCACAGAACGUACAAAUGUCUGUGUCCUCCACAUUUUACAGGAACAACCUGCUCAGAAGUUAUCGGCAAGGAAAACUGCGACAGCGUAUGUACAAAAGGGACGUGCGUUCAAGUGUCGUCAGGCUCCUAUGCCUGCAUCUGUGGUGCAGAAUUCUCAGACCUGCCUUGUGAAAGAAAAUCUAGUUGUGAUCCAAAUCCAUGCAGAAAUGGAGGCACAUGUGAGGAGACUCCCACAGGUCUGGCCUCUGAAUGUGUGUGUGCAGAUGGUGAAGUGGUCCCAGCAUGCACGAGAGGGCGGCGGAACGUGUGCAACCCAUCACCGUGCCUCAAUAAUGCCACCUGUGUGUCCAGGGGACAUGAUUAUGUGUGCAGAUGUCUGCGGGGCUUUGCGGGGAAGAAUUGUGGAGAAGUAAUUGACUACUGCCGCCUGCUCAAUAUCAACUGUCUAAAUGAGGGAUUGUGUUUGAGUGUAAUUGCCGGAUAUCAGUGUAUCUGUACCCCAGGAUGGAUGGGAGAGUUUUGUCAAUACGUGAGCAAUGCCUGCCUGAUAAAACCCAACAGAUGCUUGAAUGGAGCCACAUGUAUUACAACGAGCCAGAUGUCGUCUCCUCCACAGUACAUGUGCAAAUGCCCAAAAGGAUUCACAGGAACACACUGUGAGACGGAGAUCAACGAGUGUCACUCCAAUCCCUGCCGGCACAAUGGCACAUGCUUUGACUUGGUAGGACACUAUGAAUGCCAGUGUCCCACAGGUUUUCUUGGCAAGAACUGUGAAGUGGACGUAGACGCUUGUGUGCUCAACAGCACAUGUCCACCAAAGACUCAGUGUUUGGAUCUUGCUGAUGGUUUAAAAUAUACUUGCCGUGUGCCCUGCCCCACAAGCCUUCAGCCAUGCGCCAACAAAGGCCGCUGCGUGUUGAAUAACGCCAACAGCUACACAUGCAUCUGCAGCCCCGGAUGGUCAGGCCAUAAUUGUCGCACAAAUGUCAAUGAUUGUGUUCAACAUUGGUGUCAAAAUGGCGCGACUUGUGUGGAUGAAAUUAAUGGUUAUAGCUGCCUUUGUCCUGUCGGAUUCUCUGGCUCCUUCUGUGAAAAGGACAUUGAUUAUUGUGAGGACCAUAACUGCUCUGAACAUGGGGUUUGCGUGGAUCAGCAGUUAAAUUUCACCUGCCGUUGUUCUCUCGGGUAUGAAGGAGCUCUAUGUGAAAAAGAAACUAAUGAAUGUGACACUAUCCCCUGUGGAAACGGGGCCACGUGUGAGGAUCUCUUCAGUGAUUAUCGAUGCCACUGUUCCCCAGGGUUUGAGGGAAGGAGAUGUGACGAGAAUGUGAAUGAUUGCUGGUCACAGCCUUGUCUCAAUGGUGGCUCAUGUAUGGAUCUGAUAAAUGACUACAUUUGUCAUUGUCCUCUUGGGUUCAAGGGCAAAGACUGCUCCAUAGACAUUGACCUCUGCUCAUUUGGGAUGUGCAGUGAACAUACAGUAUUAUGCACAGAAACAAAGAAUGGGCAAAAUGUGUCCUGCUUAUGUGAAAGAGGGUUUGGAGGGUCACUGUGUGAAGUCGAUCUCAACGAGUGCGAGUCAAAGCCAUGCCAAAAUAAUGGCGUUUGUGUGGAUGGCGCCAACCAGUAUCACUGCUUCUGCUUAGAGGGGUUCAAGGGGUCGAACUGCGAAAUCAAUCAUGAUGAAUGUGUCCAUGGGUCCUGCGCUAAUAAUUCCACUUGUAUUGACUUGGUUGCAGACUAUGAGUGCCUUUGUCCAUUAGGCUUUGCCGGUAAAAAUUGCUCAGUUGCUCUUUUAGAAUGUACGGAUGAUGUUGACUACUGCAAAAAUGGAGGAACCUGUUUCCACGACAGAACUGGGGAAUUACAAUGCAUUUGCCCACCAGGACACCAUGGCAGUGACUGCUCCUCAUCUGUAAACCAAUGUGUGUCCAAUCCCUGUGACCCUGAUGGAACUCUCCGCUGUGAAGGUCUUGCAAAUACCUACACCUGUGUUUGUCAACAUGGCUUCAGCGGACCACGCUGCGAAACAGCUAUCAACCACUGUGUUGAUGGCCUGUGUCAAUACGGAUCAACGUGCUUGGACCUUUGGAGAGGCUUCAAGUGUGAUUGUUUACCAGGUUUGACCGGUCGUUAUUGUGAGCUGAACAUGAAUGAUUGUGAGGGACAGCCAUGUGGUGCCUUGGGUAUUUGUAAAGACAAUCUCGGUGGCUACUCUUGUUUCUGUGCACCGGGGUUUAUUGGCAAUAACUGUGAGAUAGAAGUAAAUGAAUGCCUCAGCCAGCCUUGUAGAAAUGGUGGUUCCUGCGUUGAUGGUGUCGCAUCUUUCAGCUGCCUGUGCCCUCUUGGUUUCAGAGGCAGCUACUGUGAAGUCAGUGUAGAUGAGUGUGCAUCGUCUCCCUGCCUGAACAACGCCACUUGUGUUAACCGCAUGCAUGCCUAUGGAUGCGUGUGUGGAUCUGGCUUUACAGGGACACUUUGUGAACUUCACAUUGAUGAGUGUAUUUCAUCACCCUGUAAGAAUGGAGCCACAUGCAUUGACCAGCCUGGUAAUUACUUCUGCCAGUGUCUGUCUCCUUUUAAAGGUCCAAAUUGUGACUUGUUACCCUGUGAGGCCAGCAAUCCCUGUGAGAAUGGAGCCUUGUGUGUGGAAGAGUUGGAUGAGGACCAUUACCCUUUGGGCUUCCGGUGCCGCUGUCGCAGAGGAUUCACGGGCCCUCGCUGUGAAAUCAACGUGGAUGAGUGCAGCUCAAGCCCCUGUGUCAAUGGAUUUUGCUAUGAUGUUGUAGAUGGAUUUUAUUGCCUUUGCAGUCCUGGCUAUGCCGGCCUGCAAUGUGAGAAAGACAUUGACGACUGCGUUAACAAUCUGUGCAGCGGCAAUUCAAUAUGUAAAGAUCUCCAUCUGAGUUACGAAUGUGUAUGUCACUCUGGCUGGGAGGGCGAGUACUGCCAACAAGAAAUUGUUCAAUCUUUGUCACAGCCCUGCAAAAACAACGCUACCUGGACUGGAGUCAAUGGCUACAAGUGUAUAUGCGCACCGGGCUGGACAGGUGUGGAGUGCUCUGAGGAAGUCAAUGAGUGUGAAUCUGGACCUUGUCUAAAUGGAGCUCGGUGUCAGGAGGCACAUGUAACUGGGGAUUUCUCAUGCACCUGCCCCCCCUUUCUCAGCGGCCCAUUGUGCAACCAGCCUUAUGACCCGUGUGAGCCACUCCACAAUCCCUGCCUACACAACUCCACCUGCCUAACACGCUCCGAUGGAACGGCCGUCUGCACAUGCCCAGCUGGAUUUGAAGGAAGCCGUUGUGAAACUGACACCAAUGAGUGCAGCUCUAAUCCUUGCCAAGACCACGGCGACUGUAUGGACCAGGUCAAUGGCUACAGAUGUGUUGGCAAAAUGGGAUUUUCCGGCCUUCACUGUGAGCAAGUCAUAAAUGAGUGCUCCUCACGGCCUUUCCUCAACGGUGGCACCUGUCAGGACCUACUGAACAAGUUUCACUGCAGUUGCCCUUCUGGAUAUUUCGGAACACUCUGUGACCUGAGUGGGAACGAGUGUCAAGUUUCACCUUGCCUACAGAGGGGCACCUGCAUCAACAAGCCAGAGGGCUUUGAAUGUGUCUGUCACCAUAGAUACUCAGGGGCACGGUGUGAAGUUAACAUUGACAAGUGCAUUUCAAAGCUGUGCCAGAAUGGUGGGAGAUGUAUUGAUGAAGCCGAUCGAUAUCACUGCGUGUGCCCCGACGGCUUCCUUGGCCCCGACUGUGAGACCAACAUUGAUGAAUGCUUGUCGGCACCUUGUUUUCAAGGGAGCUGUCAUGAUGGAAUCACUUCCUACACGUGUCUUUGUGAGGCGGGAUGGAGCGGCAGCAGAUGUGAAACAAACAUUGAUGACUGUACUACCGAUCCCUGUUUGAAUGGAGGCUCGUGUGUUGAUCUGAUUGAUAAACAUUCAUGCGUUUGUCAGGAUGGUUACACAGGAAAAGCCUGUGAGUUUGACAUUGACGCAUGCAUAGAAUUUGCAAAAUUUUGUUCUCAAGGAGCUUCGUGCAUUGAUGGUAAAGAACUCAACUUUACUUGUAGCUGUCCAGCAGGUUUCACAGGGGAUUUAUGUGAAGUGGAAGUUGACGAAUGUGGCUCAUCUCCCUGCCACAACGAUGCCAUUUGCCAAGAUCUUAUUAAUAGCUACGUCUGCCACUGCCGGCCAGGUUGGACAGGCCUUCACUGUGAGGAUGACAUUAAUGAGUGCCUUCCACAGCCCUGCAACCAGGGGAUAUGCGUUCAGGGUGAUCCGGGCCACGGCUACACCUGUUUCUGUCGGCCUGGAUUUGUGGGGAGGAACUGUGAGCACAACUAUGAUGAUUGCCUCUUAAAUCCAUGUCCAGAAGCAUAUUCCUGUGUAGAUGGCAUCAACAAGGUCACCUGCCUCCCUCCUGCAACGGAUGCAGUUCCCUUGGAGACCGCACUCAAGAACAUCACUCGCGGCUUUACACCACAUGUGCAAAUACCAACAGUCAGCCUCUCAUCGACAGCUGAGCAAUCCACAGAUUCAAACUAUGUCCAGUAUUUUGGAAAUUCUUACCUGGAAUUUGAAGGGAUUGACCUCAGCACAAUCAACAACUUAACUGUGAGGUUUCAGACUCAAGCUGACCGUGGAACGAUCAUUUAUGUCGGCCGAGGAACACGUAACGUAGAAAUGUUCAUGGAACUUUUUGUCCUAAAUGGAACUCUGCAGUACAUCUUUUCCUGCAAUGAAGAGGAUGACAUUGCGAGGAUUAAAACACAAAUUCAUGUUGAUGACGGCAAAGUGCACAUUGUCAACAUCAGACAACACCUGGCUCCUUGUGAAGCGGAAUUAACUCUUUCCGGUCAUGAGAAAAUCAAAAGUGCAACAAGUAAUUUCUGGUUGGGUCAUAACAUACCAAGAACAAACCACAUCUUCAUAGGGGGUCUGCCACUUCACUACAGGGCCAAUCAGACUGCAAGGCCUUUCACCAACUACAGCGGAUGCAUUGAAAUGAUUGAAUUUAAUAAAGUCAGAAGUUUUUCCAUAUCCAAUGCGAUCACCAGCUUCAAUUUAGGGACAUGCAGGUAAAGUAUUUUAGAACAUCAUGGAAAUUGAUGUUUUUUCAUUUGACUGACCAACAGUGUCAACACAACCACAGCUCCCGCUCAAGCGCCAAAUGCCCAGCAUGAAAUUUGUGGUGAUGGUGUUUGCCUCAAUGGGGGGACGUGUCAUGAGCUGCAACAACCUGGCAAAGAUUCACCUUCCUGCCUCUGCCCGCUUCAUUUUACUGGAACGUUUUGUGAGAAAGAUUCCAAAGUGUACAUCCCAUCUUUUGAUGGCACAUCUUACUUGGAGCUGCAACCUCUCACAUCCAUCCUUCAGUCCUCGGACACCAGCAAUAAUGUACCGCCCCCUGUCAAGGACAGCAGCGUAAUUCUCCAUUUGACUAUGAAAACUCGGUCUACACAAGGCACCAUCCUCUACACCCAGGAGCAGAAAUCUGGUGGCAAUUUCCUUCACGUGUUCCUUCAAGAUGGAAGUCCUGUUGCGGAACUUAGAUGUGGCAGUAAACAAGUUCUCAAUGUGACCGCCAGCGAGACUAUCAACAAUAACAGAUGGAUGUCAAUGGCAGUUAGAUACAAUCUGCCCACCGGCAAACAAGCAGGGUCAUGUAUGAUUGAAAUAGCAGUGAAUAAUAGCCCGGCUCAUCGUCUCCAGGAGUCUGUGUCACUGCCCAUGUCAGAGGAAAUAUUUGGGCCUAUUUUUCUUGGGCUAGCCCCCUCCCGUUGGGAAUUGCAUGACGGGCUUGCAAAAGGAGGAUUUAUUGGAUGUAUUCGGCAACUUCAGGUCAACUCAAAGGAAAUUUUCUUGGUGGGUGAGGCCGUGAGAGGGCGGAACAUCAACAACUGUGAUCCACCCGUUUGCCAACACCUUCCCUGUCGCAAUGGUGGGACUUGUGUGAGUGAUGCAGAGGACUGGUUCUGUGAGUGCCCACAGCUCUUCGCCGGCCAGCUGUGCCAGUUUAUGACCUGUGACCGCAACCCCUGCAGUCAUGGAGCAACAUGCAUCCCAAAGUCGCCACUGGAGGCGGUGUGUCUUUGUCCUUAUGGUAGACAAGGACUACUUUGUGAUGAAGCAGUCAAUAUCACACGAACCAGAUUCAGUGGUACUGAUGAGUUCGGCUACACAUCUUUUGCGGCCUACACCAACAUUCCAAGUCUCAGCUUUUUCUUUGAGUUCCAGCUGAAGCUCACACUGGCCAAUAACACCUCUGCUUUGAAAGACAACCUGAUCCUGUUCACUGGGCGGAAAGGACAAGGCACUGAUGGUGACGACUUCCUCGUUUUGGGCGUGCGGAAGGGGAGAAUUGUGCAUAAAUUCAAUCUUGGCUCAGGUAUAGCAACCAUCGUCUCAGAUCGACUGAACCUCCACAUGGACAUCCACACCGUCACAUUUGGAAGGACCAACAAAACCGGAUGGCUGAAGGUUGAUGGACAAAGGAACAGAACGGGCUCAUCCCCAGGACCUCUGCGGGGCCUCGAUGCUGUCAAGCAACUCUUUGUAGGGGGAUAUAAUGAGUACACCCCUGACCUGCUGCCACUUGGCUCCAGGUUCCAUCAAGGCUUUCAGGGGUGCAUAUUUGAUAUCUAUUUUCGAACAAGAAGAAACGGAACAUUCCAAAUUCUGGGUCAACCAACCUUUGGACGAAGCGUGGGUCAAUGUGGAGUCAACUUGUGUGUUCAUGUUCACUGCAGGAAUGGAGGAACAUGUGUGGACUCUGGUUCAUCCGUGUAUUGCCAGUGCCCUUUCGGAUGGAAGGGAGCGCUCUGUUCAGAGACAGUGUCGGUGUGCGAUGCGGCGCACGCUCCCCCGCCUUUGUGCACGCACGGCUCCACCUGCAUCCCUCUUCCAAAUGGAUAUACCUGUCAGUGCCCCCUGGGAACAGCAGGACUCCACUGCGAGAAAGCUGUGAGCAUCAGUGAUCCAUUCUUCAGUGGAAAACAUUCCUGGAUGUCAUUCCCCCCGAUGAAAACGAGACAUAGGACUUUUUUACAAAUGCAGUUCCAAGCGUUAUCACCGGAUGGCAUCCUUUUCUACAUUGCACAGCAUCUCGGGGAUAGACCUGGGGACUUCUUCUGCCUCUCUUUGAUUUCUAGCUUUGUCCAGCUGCGGUACAACCUGGGAGACGGUCCUCACAUCCUGCAGACUCUUACUAGAGUAAACCUGCAUUCUAAGAGCUGGCACACGGUCAAGGCAGGCCGCAUUGGUCAGCGGGGCUUCCUAAUUUUAGAUGGCAACGAGGUCAGACACAAUGUAGCCCAGGGGAUGAGCACACUGGAUGUUGCCACUGACAUCUUUGUCGGCGGCGUCUCAUCUCUGAGUUCCGUGUCCACGGACGCGGUCGAAGGAGAGCCAAGGGGCUUCACUGGCAGCAUCAGAGAAGUGGUUCUAAACGGACUUGAGUUGGAGUUGACGGAAAAAGGGGCUCUUGGUGGAGCAAAUGUCGGGGAUUGGGAUGGGAGCGCCUGUGGGUAUAAGGUGUGCCACAAUGGGGGCCAAUGCAGGGUAACAGGAAGUGACUCCUUCACGUGUGACUGCCCGGCAUCAUGGACCGGCCCAACUUGUAAUCGGUCUCUAAGCUGUGUUAAUAAUAUUUGUAAACAUGGUUCCAUAUGCUCUCCUGUUGGUCCGACAUCAUACACCUGCAUUUGCCCCCUCGGGUGGGGAGGGAAGUAUUGCACCAGAGAGGUAGCAACAGACACUUUAAAGUUUGUGGGACACUCGUAUGUGAAAUACAUUGAUGUAAAAUACAACCGAAGGGAUUUAAGAUCCACUCAAGUUUCUUUUAUCUUCCUCACCAACACAAGUGACGGUUUAAUCAUGUGGAUGGGCAAGGGGGGACAUGAUGAUGAUGACUUCCUAGCAGUGGGACUGGAGAGGGGAGACCUGAAAGUUGUACUUAAUCUCGGGGAGAGAAUUUCCCUCCCGGUGACUUUGAAAAGUCCGACACUUUGCUGCAAUAAAUGGCACCAUGUGUCCAUUUUAGUUCACAAUUGUGUCGUUCAAGUGCAUUUGAACAACAAUAGAGUCAUCCUGGAGGAUGUGGAUCCAAUUGGGAGAUACAUAGCUUUGAAUUACUGGGGGCAACUCUACUUUGGGGGAUUUGAAAUGAACACAAACGUAUCCGUCGUGACAUCUGGGCUGUUUUCGGGGGGUUUUGAAGGAAAUCUCAGAAAUGUUUAUUUGUUUAAUGAACCUCUUCUGUUUUCAAAAAGCAACGAGGGCUUUAAUGUUGGUAAUGGAACUGAAUAAAUAAGGGGGACUUUUUGGUGAGAGUUCAACACUCUAGAAGAUAGAGCAUUCGAAGGAGUGUGCAUUUUGUGCUCUUAUAAGAUAUUACAUCAAAGAAAAGGGAAGGACGGUAAAGAGGAAAACGUGUUAUAAAAAUAUUCGUCCUGGCUGCUCAUUAUACUCGGAGCAAAAUGGUUAAUGAAGUAUCGGGCAAUUACAUACACAAAUUUGUGCUAACCAGGUGCUGAAAUUAAGUACAUGUCAGA
This is a messenger RNA of Syngnathus typhle (broad-nosed pipefish), 9209 nucleotides long. RefSeq names its product eyes shut homolog (gene eys). The record is from RefSeq and is a predicted model, not a curated record. Gene Ontology annotation, biological process: heterophilic cell-cell adhesion; establishment or maintenance of epithelial cell apical/basal polarity. The transcript is spliced from 50 exons. Gene Ontology annotation, cellular component: plasma membrane; protein-containing complex. Gene Ontology annotation, molecular function: calcium ion binding. NCBI's taxonomy places the organism in Eukaryota, Metazoa, Chordata, Actinopteri, Syngnathiformes, Syngnathidae.